Harpia harpyja (harpy eagle) is the source of this 2406-nucleotide messenger RNA. RefSeq lists its product as uncharacterized. NCBI's taxonomy places the organism in Eukaryota, Metazoa, Chordata, Aves, Accipitriformes, Accipitridae. The transcript is spliced from 3 exons. The coding region runs from base 220 to 654 and encodes 144 amino acids. The record is from RefSeq and is a predicted model, not a curated record.
UAGCAAAUACUACUUUCUAAGGGUUUAAAUCUGAAGUACAGUAGCUGUCCAAAGCUAUUUGCAAGUUUAUUGUAAACAAGUGCUACUUCUCAGGCCUCUGCUUCAAGCAAGAUAAAGCGUGGCAAUUAGGCUACAACUUCUGUGCCAAAACAAGAUAAACUAAUUUUCUACUGAAAUUCUGCAGAACUACCCCAAACUCCUGGAAGAGCAGCCUGGGGCAUGGGCAGAGAAGCGAGUGGGCUGCAGGGUGCGAUGCUGCUCCAGCGUGACAGCCUUCACCGGUGCUCACGCUUCCAGCCAUCAGCAGAUGGGGGGUUCUUCCCUCUUCCUUCAGGGAGGAAUUCAGGACCCAGUGCUCAGAGCACAAGUUGGCUUCCACGUUCAUCCUGCAAUACCCGCCUGCACAUGCCUGCACUCAGCACCCAGGCUGCUGGGAGAGUGACUCAUCCUUUGCACAGAAGCCAUCUGUCCAGUGAACUCAUGGGACGUUUGGAAGCCACCAGUGGUUCAUGUUCAGCUCCCAUCCACUCUGCACAGGACUUGGGUUGCAGCUCAGCAGCUAUCUCCAUCUUCUGCCACAUUUUCCAGAAAGGCAUUUCGAAGCACUGCCUCAUCUACCUCCCCACCCACGCAGAUACCCCUGGCUUCUCAUAAGAGUACCAGUUUGUGUGGAAACUCCUUUACGUGCACCCCAAUCCUCUUCAAAAACAAUCUCAAGAGUGACAAGAGAAUCCCACCUGCGUUCCCACCCCACGGAAGCCGUGACAACCAAGGCACUUGCUCAGAAGGUGGCCCUGGGAAAGGGCUUUGUUUUGUUUUCCCCUGCCCCUCGACCCUUAGCUGGCCACAGCUGGAAACACACAGCUUUUGAGGUCUGACUUGAUUAUCAGAGCUAAGUUGCAUUUCACUGUUAACUAUGCAAGCCCUAUACGGGACAAGUGCAUCACUGAAAUUUCACCUGAUAAAUAAAUUAGGUUAAAAUCCAGUGUAUGGUGUGGUAAACAUUUCCUAACUAUUAUUAGCCAAAGGAAAGAGUGUGACUGAGCUCCUUUAACAGUCAACAUUGGCUGCUUUCACCUGUCCUGCUGCCAGGGGUUUAGUUUGCUGCCAGGGGACACACGGUACCUUCGCUGGACAGCUGCACCAGGAUGACAGGCCACUGCUGUAAUGGAGUAUAUUAAAAUUCAGUGCUGUGAGCCAGACAAGCAUGUGCAGGAUGUCUUCAACAACAAACCGCCGCCAGGUGCUGCAAGCACGCAGAGAUGGUUCAACUAUCAAACCCAAAGCACUAGAGGUGCAUUGGGGGCACGCCGCUCCUCGAGCUCAGGGAACUGAGAAUCUGCAGAGUUUUCCAGUCCAUUUAUCAGAGAUGCUCCUUUCCCCUCCUCUGUUUCCGAAGAAGUCUAAAACUGGAUUUCUUCAGAAGCAAAAGGCCAAACUUACCCACAUGAGGGCAGCAAUUAGGACGUUAUCAGAAAUGCCUUCUGAGAUGACCGUUCUCUCCUUCCCCCCCUCUCCGUGCACACUGAUCCUGGGGAGUUGUUUGUCUCCACUCUCCAUUUGUCAUCCUCACUCAAAGAGCACAUGAGUCAGACUGUGCACCACAGAUGCUGCUGAUAAGCACACACUCCAUUUGGGAAUAUUAGCAACCCUGCAGAACAGACACAGCUAAAAAAACAAAUCCCCAUCUACUGACUCCCAAUCAACUAUGCCAGUAAGUGCCUGGUAAAUGUCACUGGCUUUACACUUUGUAUAAACAUCAAUCUUUGGAUGGUCCAGAUUGACUCAACUCCUGCAAGAUCGGAAGCACACACCUUAUAAAAAGGGCUGCAACCGAGCUGCACCUUCAGCAUGGAACAAUCAGUGCCCGUCCCAGGGGUGCUCAUCGUAGUUCUGUCCCAACAAAUACCACAAAGAUGAAAAAGGAGAUAUGUAACUUAUUUUCGCACAGCAAUCUUACAUAGGCUGGAUUUUUGCUAUGUGUAAUUUUCCAGAGCAGCAAAAGUGAAGCAAUCACAUGGACCAGUCAUAGCAGAGAGCUCAAGCCCUGGCGAGCUGGAAGCUCGACCCCAGAGACCAGCAGCUUUGCUCUGGAAAAGGGAUCCGAUGAGCUUCAGUAAAACAGCACCGACUGUAGGUGCUCUCACCACUGGUUUGGAAUCAGUUUACCAUAACAGAAUUAAACUAGAUAAUAGGAAACACUUCAGUGCAUGUAUACAAUCCCACUAAAUAAAACUAUGCAUGAUUAAAAAGCCAUCAGCUUCAGUGCUGAUAAACCUCGGCGGGCCCUGACUGCACUGUCACCCUCUCACCGCAGCCCUUGCACAUCUUAAUGCUCCUUUCAGGCACAUCUGGAGAACUAUCCUAUUAUCUACAAAAAAACCCCAAACAAAAACCCAGAAAAAA